Molecule: messenger RNA, 1031 nt
Organism: Somion occarium
Lineage: Eukaryota; Fungi; Basidiomycota; Agaricomycetes; Polyporales; Cerrenaceae
Source: the annotation of a GenBank genome assembly
AGAACAUAUCUUUUCCUCAGCUUGAUUCCCUUGUACGCUAGACUUUUACCAUGACUUCCAUCGGCACUGGCUAUGAUCUAUCUGCAAGUACUUACUCACCGGACGGCCGUAUCUUCCAAGUAGAAUACGCGAACAAGACCGUGGAGAACUCUGGAACUGUUAUUGGAUUGCGCGUGAAGGACGGCAUUAUUCUCGCCGUGGAGAAGCUAGUCCAUUCAAAGCUCUUGGUACCAGAAUCCAAUAGACGGAUACUAACAGUUGAUAGACAUAUUGGAAUGGCAACGUCUGGUCUACUCGCAGACGGCAGACACUUAGCAAACCGUGCGAGAGAUGAGGCGUACAACUACCGAGAGAUGUACCGCGAAUCCCCACCAUUGAAGGAAGUUGUCCAGCGAUUGGGACUCUAUGUUCAAGCGUAUACCCUAUAUUCCUCCGUCCGUCCAUUUGGUGUUAGCACAAUCUUUGGUGCUGUAGACAAGACUGGCCCUGCACUGUUCAUUGUUGAGCCAAGCGGUAUUUCUUACGGUUACCAUGGUGCAGCCAUAGGUAAAGGCCGACAGAUUGCCAAGACUGAACUGGAAAAGCUCAAGCUCGCCGAACUCUCGAUGCGCGAAGCAGUUUUCGAAGCGGCUAGGAUCAUCCAUCUUGUGCACGACGAUUCAAAGGAGAAAGAGUUCCAACUUGAGCUCUCCUGGAUCGGCGAGGAGACGAAAGGGCUGCACUUGCCUGUGCCGAAGGAUCUGUGUGAGGAGGCAGAUCGAAAAGCAAGAGAGGCGUUGGAGACGUUCGAGUAGUGGACUAGUGAUGUAUCGCAUAUAUUCUGUAAUUCGUACUGGAUUUCAUCUCUAAUAUCUGGUAUGGUUCUCAACCGACGCGAAUGCGACCUCGCAACUUAAGAAGACCGUUCACGUGCAUAUUGAAGAUUGGCUUGGAUGAGCUUCUCUCUUGGGAUCUCUACCUUCUCCUCACCCUUCUUCGCGAAUGUAAUAGUACCUUCGGUCAAAUUCACUUGCCAGCCUCGCUGAAGGAUU